Zophobas morio is the source of this 2933-nucleotide messenger RNA. Its product is annotated as SH3 domain-containing kinase-binding protein 1-like. The transcript is spliced from 4 exons. Bases 153 to 1916 code for a protein of 587 amino acids. Gene Ontology annotation, biological process: actin filament organization; cell migration. Lineage: Eukaryota; Metazoa; Arthropoda; Insecta; Coleoptera; Tenebrionidae. The record is from RefSeq and is a predicted model, not a curated record. Gene Ontology annotation, molecular function: protein binding.
AGGGAAUUUGAGUGACAGGCAAAACAGUAAACGUCGUUUGUUAAAGUUAAUAAAUAUUAGAAUAUAUUUAUUAUGAUAUCAUAAGGGUAGGGCAAGUGCGACUAUGUCCGAUAAUGCAUUAAAACUAAUAAUUUUAUAGUUCGUGGCACAAAAUGGUAGAAGUGUUAGUGGAACACGACUACACCGCAAAGGAACCCAACGAAUUAACAAUCACGAAGGGCGAUAUUAUCAAAGAUGUGACCAAGAAGCAGGGCGGCUGGUGGGAGGGCACCUUGAGGGACAAGAAGGGCCUGUUCCCGGACAACUUCGUCAAAGUGAUAGACAAAGACUCGUCGGUAGUGUUAAGGAACAGGAAAGACGCGUCCAGGAUACGGCAGUGUAGGGUUGUGUUUAGCUAUAAGCAGGACCACGAAGAUGAGCUUAAUUUAAAUGUGGGUGAUAUCAUCGAUAUAUUGGGAGAGGAGGAAGAAGGCUGGUGGAGAGGGCUCCUCAACGGGAAGGAGGGCGUGUUUCCGUCGAACUUCGUCGAAGAAAUUGUGCCUGUCCCAACUAAAAUUAAUACUAGCAGGGAAAACCUUACUAAUAAUAGCGGGAGCCAUGAGCCAGUGCCGCCGCUUUUCGCUAAACCUGUUAAAACCUUCUGCGAAGUCAAAUUCCCGUACAAAGCACAAAACGAAGACGAGCUGACGCUGAGAGAGGGCGACCUCGUCACCCUCAUCAGCAAGGACGGCCAGGACCCGGGCUGGUGGAAGGGCGAACUCAACGGCUUGGUCGGCGUUUUCCCCGACAACUUCGUCACGCUCUUGCCCCUGUUCCCCGACGACGGCACGACGAAGGACGAGAAAAAACCAAAAAGCCACGUGGAGCCGGUCUCCGUCAAACCUAGCGCGAUAAAUGCACAACGAAAGUCGUUGGAGGUCCUGAAUAACGAAAAAGACGGCGAGAGCGCGACCACCAAGACCACCCCGCCGCUGCCCGGCAAGAAACCCAGCAUCCCGCUGAAGAAGUCGCCGUCGAGCGGCAGCUCGUCGGGCGGCAUCUUCUACGGCUUGAAGAAGAAGCUGGUGGACGUGGUGGACGGCGCCACGGGCAGCAAGAUUUCGCCGCCGAAGACUGAGAGCGAGAGCGCGGCGCCGGAGAAUGUGUUCGACGACGUCCACAGGAGGCCGCUGCUGGCGGACGUGAGGGCCAGCCGACCUAAAGCACCAGGGCGGCGCCCCCCGUCCAUGGUGGGCCGCGACCCCGAGCCGGGCCUGGUCAACGGCAACUCCGACCAGCCCAUGGAGCCCCUCAGCGAGCCGCCAGAGACGGACUCGACCGAAACCAAGCCCAAACUGCGCGAAUGGGAAAAGCACCCGGCGCCAUGGCUCGAGGAAAUGAAGCUCAAUCAGGCCAAGCGCAGCUCGAACGUGCCAGGUCCGGACAAGCUCAAAUUGACCCCUACGGAGAAAAGCGACAAGAAGGAACCAAGCCCCAUAGAUAAAUCUAAGUCAAUAGCUGCUAGCUUGAGCAGAGUGAAGACCCCGACCAACGAAUUUCCAGUCAUUCGCAGCAAACCCAACGUGCCAAUACCGAGUAGACCUCAGACCAUUCAGAACGUGGCGGGAUUGAGCGACGUGUAUGUCCCGAAGACGCACACGAAGGUGUCGCCGGUGAGCAGCAAGACGCCGAUGGUGAAGGCGGAAACGCACGACAGUAGCGCGGGAGGCGACGGCGUGGAGGAAGGCGCGAAGAGCUACGGGGAGCUGGAGCAGAGGAUAGCCAGGCUGGAGGAGCUGCUGGAGAAGCAGCAGCAGAACUUCGAAGCCGCCGUAGACGAGCUCCGAGGGAAACUGCAGCUGGAAGCCGAGUUGAGGAUGAAGCUUCAAGCGAAAUUGGAGAGGCUAACUUUAGACGGUGCAAUCCAACAACUUUAAUUUUAUUUUUAUAUUAUUUAUAAGCAAGUAAUUCGCCAUUUAUAUUGUAGGGGGUAGUCGAUGCCGUUGCGUUUUCGAUGGAAAGUCAGCAAUUUAAUCAGUAGGGGGGCUCGAGGACGCACUUUGUGUUGCUUCACAUAUCAUCGCGCUAAAACUUGACGAAAAAUAUUGUUCCUAUUGUGUUACAACGAUUUGUUCCUUGUGGAUCUCUUUCAUUGUGUGUAGUCCACGAGCACGACUUCUAGUCACUAAUAACGUGCUGCCCAAUUAAAAAAAAAAAAAAGUUCGUCUUCCUUACUAAUUUAGGCUUAAAUUUUAACUUUGUGCGAAUCAUGCAUAUCCCCCCUGGAGCGUCCAUACUAAUUAGAUUGCCGAAAACGAAAAACGAGAGAGAAUUGCAAGAUUUUAUAUAAAACAGCUACCGCAAUUUUUAUAUAGCAUUUUUACCACUUAGCCUAAUUCAACAGAUACCCUAUAUAUUGUGAAAGUAUUAAAGAUCAUUCCAUUGCUCAGUAGGAUUUUCACCAUCUAUUUAUUUGAUCACGUUGUAUAUUUUAUUCCAUUUAUCUUUUUAUAUAUUAUGUAUCGCAUUUUAUUGUUUACUUUAUAUGUGUGAGGGUUGUAUUUCGUACUGUGUUGACGAGUCGCCCCAUAUUUCAACUAUUUUGUUAGUGAGUUCUUGUAUUUUUAUAUUCUUAUAUGAUUAAGUGUUCAAAGACGGUGAUAGGCUAGCUUUUAAAUAACCCAAAAAGCGCUAAAUGGUUUCGUUUGCUUGAUUGGUAGCUGAGUUUCUGGGUUCAGUUUUAAAGCGAGAUGUCGGCGGCGAACUUGAACCCAGUAUUGUUUUGUACAUUUGAAUUUGAUUUUCAAAACAGAUACGAACAGCAGAUAUAUAAUGUUGUAAUUAAGUUUAACAUUCCAUAAUUAACUUAAUGUAAAUAAAAUUAAAUUUAUUUAAAUGAAAGAAUUGUACUUAGGAAUAUUGUUGAGAGAAUAACAAUAAAUAAGAUACUUAAA